UUUUCAUUUUGAAGUAGCUCCGCAGCUGAAAGCAUACCGGUAAUUAAUAUAUAUGGUUGUUUUUUUGUUUUUUUUUAAAUUAUGAACGCUCUCGUGAGUGUAACGGUUUUUUUGAAGUAUCUCCCAUGCUCGCGCCGCGGAGGCGGGGUGUUGCUCGCGCCGCGGAGGCGGGGUGUUGCGCGCGUCUUUGUCGGGUGAGGUUGAACGGAUCACUCUUCUGCAGAUCUUCAUUCUUCUCUUUUUUCACUCACUCUCUCACUCACAUUCUCGCUGUAAAGAUGUUUCGUAGCGCUACUGAGGAGACGACAGGUGGCAGCUCAGUGUCCGGCCGCUGCUCCCCGUCUCCGGUAACGCCUGCCCCGGUUGCUCUGCCACAGACGCCGCGGACUGGGUCCUGGAGCUCCGGCUCCGGCUCCGGAUCCGGCUCUUUCCGAGCCGCAAGCACUGGCAGCGGUCCGGCCACCUCCUCAGGGGCCCGCACAUCAGGGGCCGCCGUCGGCAGAGCUAGCGCCAAAGCAGGGUCCAGAGGCGAUUCCUGCCAUGGAGACCGGAGCUCCAAUACGGGAUGGGCGAGUGUGCCGAGUUUCACCCCGGGCACCAGCAGCUCCUCAGUGUGGGGCUGCGGGACCCCUCGACUCAAGAGGACCCCUGUCUCAGCCGGCCAUGGGGUGACAGCCACCUACCGAGCACGCACACCCCAGACUGAGCACACAGUGACCACCUCCUCCUCUGUGUCAUCGGCCACGGUUGCCUCGGUAAUUGUGGCGGUGGUGGAGGGCCGUGGCCUGGCCCGGGGUGAGAUCGGCAUUGCCAGCAUUGACCUCAGGUGUCCCGAGUUAAUACUGUCCCAGUUCCCAGACACAGGAACAUACGCCAAGGUUGUGACGAAGCUCCACAUCCUAACCCCUUUGGAAAUAUUAAUGCCGGACACAGCCAGCGAUAAGGGCAAAGGGACGAAGCUGUUCGGUCUGAUUACAGAGAACUUCAGGAACGUGGCUUUCACUGCAGUACAGAGAAAGUACUUCAAUGAGCGAAAGGGGCUGGAAUACAUUCAGCAGCUGUGCGCUCCAGAGUUCAGCACUGUGCUCAUGGAGGUCCAGGCUAAAUACUAUUGUCUGGCUGCUGCGGCAGCUCUGCUGAAGUACUUUGAGUUUAUCCAAAACUCUGUUUACGCCCCCAAAUCCCUGAAAGUGAGUUUCCGAGGCAGCGAGCAGACAGCCAUGAUAGACUCCACCUCCGCCAAGAACCUGGAGCUGGUGCUGAACAACAGAGACCCCAGGAGCGACCACACGCUGCUGGGUGUGCUGAACUACACCAAGACCCCCGGAGGCAGCCGCAGACUGCGCUCCAACGUGCUGGAGCCACUGCUGGACACCGACACCAUCAACACGCGGCUGGACUCCGUGCAGGAGCUGCUGCAGGACGAGGAGCUGUUCUUCGGCUUAAAGGGGGCAAUUGCACGCUUUCUGGAUAUUGACCAGCUGCUCUCAGUCCUGGUACAGAUCCCCAAGCAGGAAACGGUUCAGUUGGCUGAAGCAAAGAUAAUGCACGUGAUUAACCUGAAACACACUCUGGAGCUGGUGGCGCCUUUAAAGGCUGUGCUGAAGAACUGUCAGACUCCUCUGCUGAAAGCGUACUGCAGCUCCCUAGAAGAUAACAGGUUUGAUAUCAUCCUAGAGCAGAUAAAAACCGUGAUCAACGAUGACACCAGCUACACAAAGGGGAGCCUGAACAUGCGGACGCAGAAAUGUUACGCAGUGCGGCCCAACAUCAACGAGUUCCUGGACAUUGCUCGCCGCGCCUACACUGAGAUUGUAGAUGACAUUGCGGGGAUGGUCACACAGUUGGGAGAGAAGUUUGACCUGCCUCUGCGGACCAGUUUCAGCACAGCUCGCGGGUUCUUUAUCCAGAUGAAGACGGAUGGGGUGGUCUUACCUGACGGGCAGCUUCCAUCGGAUUUCAUGAAGGUCACCAAAUGCAGGAAUAACUACAGCUUCACUACCGCGGACAUGAUUAAAAUGAACGACAGAUGUGAAGAGGCUUUGAGUGAGAUUUUCCACAUGUCCUACGUGGUGGUGUGUCAGCUGCUCAGCUCCAUCCACGAGCACGUGCACUGCCUGUACAAGCUGUCCGACGCUGUGUCCAUGCUAGACAUGCUGCUCUCCCUGGCAAACGCCUGCACCGUCUCCGAUUACGUUCGCCCCGAAUUCACUGACACGUUGGCCAUCAAGCAGGGCAGACACCCCAUCCUGGAGAGGAUCUCGGGGCAGCAGCCCAUCUCCAACAGCAGCUACAUCUCCGAGGGGAGCAACUUCAUCCUCAUCACAGGGCCCAACAUGAGUGGCAAGUCCACCUACCUCAAACAGGUGGCGCUGUGUCAGGUCAUGGCUCAGAUAGGGUCUUUUGUACCUGCAGAGUACGCCUCUUUUCGAAUCGCAGACCAGAUUUUCACCAGGAUUGGGGUGGAUGAUGACUUUGAAACAAACUCCUCGACUUUCAUGGUGGAAAUGAAAGAGAUAAGCUACAUCAUCCACAACGCGAGUGACCGGUCUCUCAUCAUUAUAGACGAGCUGGGGAGAGGCACCAGCGCUGAGGAGGGGAUUGGCAUUUGUCAUGCAGUCUGUGAAUUUCUGCUCAAUUUCAGGGCCUUCACGCUGUUUGCCACACACUUCCUGGAGCUGUGCCAGCUGGAGGCACUGUACCCCAACGUGGAGAACCACCACAUGGGGGUGACGCUGACGCGCAGCGCCAGCAGCAACGCGGAGAAGGUCACCUACACAUACCUGCUGAGCAGAGGCCGCUCCGAGGAGAAGAACUACGGGCUGAGGGCUGCAGAGAUUACUUCCCUUCCACCUUCUAUAAUACAGGAAGCAAAGGAAAUCACCUCUCAGAUCAACAAGCAGCUCUGGGAGAAGCAGCAGAGUGACCCCGAGGCUCUGAAGCACAGGGCUGUGUACCACCUGGCCACGCGGCUCCUUCAGGCAGCCAGGAACUCGCGGCUGGACCCCGACAGCCUGCGCAUCUACCUGAAGGGGCUUAAGAAGCGCUACCAGGCCGAGCUGCGGGCUGCCGAGGGCCCCGUGCCCACGAACACGGAGGACUGAACUGCUGCUCAGCAUCGCCUCUCUAAAACUAUAACCUCCGAUAGCGCAGGCCGUCAGGGGGCAGUAAUGUGGAACCACAGGCACUGACCUACUUCCACCACACCAGAAAUAACUUACCUGUUUUUGCAAAGUUCCGUCCCGUUUCGAACAUACCAAAAAAAAGUUAUUGGUCUGUGUUUUUACGUACACUUUAUUUGUGUUUUUAUUUUUCCAGUCUGAGUUUAUUAUUGUCUUUGUAUGAUUCUUUUUUUUUGGGGUGUGAUAAUAAAAGCAGUUUGAGAGUUUAAUAUUGAAAAGACUCGCAUAGCCUCACAUUUCAGGAAAGAAGGCUUUCGGGUGUUGGUGACAGAUCAGCUAAUUGGCAACCUAGUAAUGAAUGAAUGUAAGUAUUAAUACAUCUCUCAAUAGUGUGACCGCCCCCCUUAAUAAGACUACGCUAACCCGCGCGUUAUUUGCAUAGCCCCGCCCACCGUUUAACGAGCCCCUCCUUUCAUAGCGCCGCCCCGCCCCCGUGAAGCCGAAUGAGAGAGUAGAGCAGAAACAGCGAUAGAGACAGGCCGGGAGCGGCUGGCAGGAAUCGCAGUCAUAUCGACGCUGAUAGAAACAGGGACGCACCGCUCCACUAGCACAGUCACACUCUCAGGGCGGUUCAUUGCAUAAGUCUUGCAUAAACAGGAAGACACACAG
Molecule: messenger RNA, 3791 nt
Organism: Acipenser ruthenus (sterlet)
Lineage: Eukaryota; Metazoa; Chordata; Actinopteri; Acipenseriformes; Acipenseridae
Product: mutS protein homolog 4
Exons: 21
Coding region: 126-3104 (992 amino acids)
Biological process (GO): reciprocal meiotic recombination; mismatch repair
Cellular component (GO): nucleus
Molecular function (GO): ATP-dependent DNA damage sensor activity; mismatched DNA binding; ATP binding
Source: RefSeq, a predicted model, not a curated record